ACGGAACUUAAGUUCUGCCAUUUUGUCUAAACGGCCAAAAAUUGACAUAAACGUCGCGCUUACCUUCAAGAAGUUUUAUAAUUUUACUAAUGAUUAGUAAAUAAUCGUUGACUGGAAAUUUAUUUUUAUAAGCAGAAUCAUGGCUCGCAGCCGCAAAGAUAGUGCGGGCAAAAGCGAUUCCGAAAUUGCAGAAAAGGAAAACAAACGAGAACGAGGCAAAGAUAAAGAUCGAAAAAAACGAGCUGCUUCUAGUUCCAGUAGUAAUAGCAGUUCUUCUGACAGUAGUUCGGCGAGUUCGAGUUCAAGCAGUGGUAGCAGUUCAAGAUCGAGUUCAUCAUCAAGUUCGAGUUCAACUAGUUCAGGAAGUUCAUCGGGAAGUUCACGGGAAAGGACUCGUAAGCGUAGUCGCAGCAAAAGUGUCGAUGCAUCGAGACGACAUGAAAACAAAGAGAAGGACAAGGAUAAGGAACGUGAAAGAGAACGUGAGAGAGAGCGUGAACGUGAGAGGGAACGUGAACGUGAGAGAGAACGAGAGAGGGAGAAAGACAAGAAAAAAAGUAAUUCUAUUCCUGAGAAACCAAAACCAAAGCCACGAUCUAGAUCGCCAAGUCCACGGAGAAAACGUAGAGAACGAUCGCCAAUUCCAAGGCCGACAAAAAUUCAUAUUGGACAUUUAACACGAAAUGUCACCAAGGAACAUAUUAUGGAAAUAUUUUCCACUUAUGGAAAUAUUAAAUUAGUUGAUUUUGGAGUUGAUAAAUUUCAUCCAAAUCAUGGUAGAGGUUUUGCUUAUGUUGAAUUUGAAACUGCAGACGAGGCUGAAAAUGCUAUGAAACAUAUGGACGGAGGACAAAUUGAUGGUCAAGAAAUAACUGCUGCUCCUGUAUUAUUGCCAAAGCCAAGACCACAAUUAAUGCGUCGAAUGUCACCAAUGAUGGGAAGAAGGCCACCACCAAGAUGGAUGGGAGGAGGUGGAAGGAAUUCACCACCACGUUAUCGACGUCGUUCACCGCCAAUGAAUCGUCGACGUAGUCCACGACCUCCACGACGUAGGCCCAGAUCACGUUCACGAAGUCCUCAGAAUAAUCCUCGUCAUCGUCAUCGCCGAUAUACCAGGUCAAGUUCUAGUAGUUCCCGAUAAUGAUUUAUUUUCUUUUCUGAGACAAUUAUAUCCACAAAAAAAAAAAAAAAAAAAAAAUCAACAACAACAAACCCUCACUCAAUCGUUAAUCCUAUUGGAUAAGCUUAUUUAGAAUGAGUGUAAUGAGAGAAAAUGAAAGAGAUAGAGAGAAAGGAAGAGAAAAAGAGCAAAAAAGAAUUUUUUAAUAUUCGUAUCAAUUUUUUUUUUCAUUGAUACCAAGAAACAUUCAGUUAAAUGAAUUUGUUUCGAGUAUCAAUGAAAUAAUUGUAAACACUUUUCAUUAAUAUAUUGCAAUUUCCAAUUUAUUUUUGAUUGUCUUAUUUGUUUUUUCUAUUAGCGAUUAUGAAAAAAAGAAGAAAAAAAAAUUAUUAUUCCAGGUUGGACGAGUAUGUAUGAUGAUUGUCUUGCAGUUUUUUAUACAUAUGCUCGUUUAUAUACAAAAUAAAUAUUAACUUUGGUAAAAAGCUCGAGGGACCGAGUGAGUGAUUUGCUAAAAAAAAAAAAAAAUCAACAAAAUGAAGUGCUUUGACUUUUCGUCGUCUGCGCGUAUUGUGAAAGAAAAAUAAGUAGAAUGUUUUUGAAUUCAUUAGGAAAUGUGUGUGUAUUUUUUUUUUGUAAGUGGACAGCUAGAAAGAUAUUUAUCUUUUUUUUAAUUCUAGAUACAAUUUUGUCUGGCUCUGAAAAAAAAAUCAGUUUUCGAAUUUUUUUACUGACAAAAAGAAAGCUAAGUUACAUAGUAAAGAUGUAUGAAAACUGUGAAAAUUGUAUAAAAAGCAAUUAAAAACAAAAAAAAUAAGUACAUCAA
This is a messenger RNA of Leptopilina boulardi, 1946 nucleotides long. It is a transcript of the gene RnpS1, whose product is annotated as RNA-binding protein with serine-rich domain 1-B. Lineage: Eukaryota; Metazoa; Arthropoda; Insecta; Hymenoptera; Figitidae. Bases 140 to 1141 code for a protein of 333 amino acids. Gene Ontology annotation, biological process: mRNA splicing, via spliceosome. The transcript has 5 exons. Gene Ontology annotation, cellular component: ASAP complex; cytoplasm; nucleoplasm. The record is from RefSeq and is a predicted model, not a curated record. Gene Ontology annotation, molecular function: RNA binding.